AUGAACGGAACUAGCUGUCAGAACGUCACGGUUGAUCUGUCCGAGUCAAGCCUACGCCUGACGUCAAACAAACAUUUGCUUGUUGUCUUGGUGAUACUAUCCUGCCUGAUUGCUGCAUUCACUGUCGGAGCCAACAUUUUGAUCAUCGUCGGCGUGCUUCUUAGUAGAAGAGCUCGUCGCCAGCAAGUCUUGGUCAGUUCAGGUAUCAGCAGCAACACCAAACUCAUCAUGGCAUCGUUCGCCUUCGGGCACCUUAUCAUGGGCGGAGUUUGCAUGCCUUUCGCAAUUAUUCAAAUGGUCUCAAACGGGGCGUGGUAUUUCGGCCCCGAUUUGUGCGUGGCUCGGACCUACCUGGAGUCGCUGAUGGAGAUCAUAGGAGUCUACCACGUGAUCAGCAUGUCGGUCGACACAUACAUUGCCGUCUGCCAGCCCAUGAAGUACCGCGUACUCACUUCACGUUACGCCUACGCCAUGUUGGGCUUCUGUUGGCUUCCACCUGCGACACUAUUUGCAGCUCCUCUGAUACUUGGAGGAUACCGGAACGGCAAAGAGGAUAUGUACAAGAAAUAA
Molecule: messenger RNA, 570 nt
Organism: Biomphalaria glabrata
Lineage: Eukaryota; Metazoa; Mollusca; Gastropoda; Planorbidae
Product: 5-hydroxytryptamine receptor 4-like
Exons: 2
Coding region: 1-570 (189 amino acids)
Biological process (GO): G protein-coupled receptor signaling pathway, coupled to cyclic nucleotide second messenger; chemical synaptic transmission
Cellular component (GO): membrane; dendrite
Molecular function (GO): G protein-coupled serotonin receptor activity; neurotransmitter receptor activity
Source: RefSeq, a predicted model, not a curated record